AUGGGAGAAUUUGAAAUUCACACUCCAUUUCACCUUAGCAGUUCUACUUUUGGAAGAUCCAGCGCGCGGCGGGACCGCAGCCGCGUCCGGAGCCCCGCCAGGUCCACACGUCCGGCCGCACCUCGGGGCUGCCCCGGAGACGCGCCUUUGCGGACACGAGGAGCGGCGAGGGCGCGGGAGGGAGGCGCCGGCGUGAGACCCCGGGGCCCCGCCUCGCCCGGAGGACCGCGAGGGACGCGGCCGCCGAGGCGCGCGGACGGAGACCGCCUCAAGGAAGGCCGGGCGGCCCAGCUGGACCCCGGGUCCCCGCCACAACCUGCGGCCCCGCACUGCCGACCCACCUCCGCUGAGGCUCCGCACGCUCGGGCCGCACCGCGUGCUCGGACGCCGGCCUCCCUCCCCGCCACACACCCGCCGUGUCGGAAACCGCGCGGCUUCUCUCGUCAGCCCCGGUCCCGGAGCCACGCGCUCUCCCUGCGGUCGGUCUCCGGCAAACGGCUGUCCCGACGCCGGCGGAGAGAAGGACUCCGCUCGCGACCGCCGCUCCGCCAAGACUGCAGGUCCUGGGCGCUGCGCGUCACACGAGCCUCUCCCGGGCCGGCCUCGAGGGGCAGGACAGGGCCGGGCCCCCUCGGCGCCGCCGCUCCCGCCGGGUCGAGCCCCGCACCCCCGCGUGCGGCCGGCGGACCCGCUCCGGGCGGCGGCGAUUCAAGGUGUCGCAGCCGGCGACGCGCAAGUGCGCGGGGCGCGCGGACGCACCUCACCGCCCUCGCGACCCGCGCGGGCCCCCCGCCCCCCGCCCCCUGCGGCCCUCGCGGCCCCGCGUCCUCCCCCGCGGGCGGUAACGUCCCGGCCGGCCGGAGCCGCCCAGACGCCCAGGCCCGAGGGCCCGGGAGGAGAGGGGCCGCCUCCCCCGAGGUCCCGUCCCAUAUUCGGCUCCCGAAACGCUCUGGGAGAAACGGAAGGGGAGAGGUGGAAAUAGAGCCGAGGGGAAGGAACAACUGCAGGCCAUUUCCUUCUCUAAACGCGGCGGAAGAUGAAACCGGGGUCCCGUGGCUGCCGAAGGUAGCUUUGGAAGAAAGCUUGGCCAUUGUGGAGACCCAGACACAUUUCUCUUCCACCUUUCCUUUUAAAGGAGGCAGUAAGAGGGUUCUUCAUGAGAAAAUGCUCCAACUAAAAGCUGGGAUGCAGCAGCCACUAGAGAAGGGACCUGCUGAGAGGAGAGUGGAUGAGCAGCAGACUCAGCCUGAAGAGGCAGGAUCCUCCUCUGUGUCCCACAGUGGGAAAUACCACUCCUUGAUCCAGGAUCAGGCUCGGGAGUUGACCCACCUGAGGCAAAAAAUGAGGAUGGGGAGAGCUUUCUCAUCCCUUCUCAUCCAGCAUGUCAGGAAUACCAUGAAAACCUUUGAGGAACUCCUUAGCAGCAAUAAAGUUGACCACUACAUGGAGCAGCACUUCCGUGAGCACCUGACCAAGGGGAGCCAGCUGGCAGAGAGCCUUGCCAGCAAAUUCGACACAGAUGCCUGUACACAUGAGAAGAAUGAAACAGGACAGAUGCUGAGGACCCUCAGUAUCCUAAGGGAGAUGCAAAAGAAGGGUAAAGUGACAGAAGUCCUAAAGACCAGGCAGGAGGCCCAGCCCCAGACUUUGUGCCAGAUCCACUCCAGAGACCAGGCCCAGUCUGCUGCCCAUUUCUCCUCCAGCAGUACUUCUCUGCUUCAUGAAGAGCAAGAUGUAUGCCCUUCAAUGGAUGUGGUCAAUGUCAGCCCAGCCACUCCUGCUGAUUCAGCUUCACUGCUCAGCAACCAUUCAGAUGCCAGAUCUACCCAACCCUUCUAUCCUCUGAGUGGCACCACACAACUGAGUGGGAUACCAGGCCCAGGGCACCAUGGCAGCAGUGGCCUAUGGGACAAGAUGAGGCCUCAGAAAAUGAAUGCAUCUGGGCACCUGUCCUCCUUCUCCUCUUCAUACCAGCCCAACUCCAAGCCCUCUGGGGCUGACCUACUGGAAAAGAAUCUUGUCGAGAUCCAGAACCUGCGCCAGCGCCUGGAGGAGUCUAUCUGCAUCAAUGAUCGCCUGCAGAAGAGGCUGGAACAUGUGCUCAGCAACACCGAACAAGGAAAAAGCACCAGACAGUCCAUUCCAGGUGUCUCCCUUGCAACCCCUCAUUCAUAUGCUCAGAGUCACCCUUUGCGCUCUGCUCAAGACGUCUUGUGACAUGAUGUCUGGAUGUCUAGAAGAAUGGUCUCCAGAACUUUCCAGCCCUAUCAAACAGCAUUCUUGGCUGUGAACUUGGAGGUAUCUUUAAAUGAAUGGAUCAAAUUAAUAAAUUCUUAUUUAAAAACUGUU
Canis lupus familiaris (dog) is the source of this 2349-nucleotide messenger RNA. RefSeq names its product myomegalin-like. The transcript is spliced from 10 exons. The record is from RefSeq and is a predicted model, not a curated record. Lineage: Eukaryota; Metazoa; Chordata; Mammalia; Carnivora; Canidae. The coding region runs from base 1 to 2217 and encodes 738 amino acids.